Messenger RNA from Volvox carteri f. nagariensis, 774 nucleotides. RefSeq lists its product as uncharacterized. Gene Ontology annotation, molecular function: ATP binding; MAP kinase activity. The annotation marks the transcript as partial. Gene Ontology annotation, biological process: protein phosphorylation; intracellular signal transduction. The record is from RefSeq and is a predicted model, not a curated record. Lineage: Eukaryota; Viridiplantae; Chlorophyta; Chlorophyceae; Chlamydomonadales; Volvocaceae. The transcript has 6 exons. Gene Ontology annotation, cellular component: nucleus; cytoplasm.
AUGCAGGUAGAAUUUGCCUGCAACGACGCCGAAAACUUUCGAUACUCUUUCGCUCAUGUUGCGCGCGACGGCGCAUGCCUACAGGACUGGGAAAGCCAAUAUGUCUACGUUUCGCGUUUGGGUGAGGGCUCGUAUGGCAGUGUCUUGCUUUGUCGCGAGCGUUCAGCCGGCGAGGAGAAAGGAGCACAUGGUCAGACGACACCGUCGCUGGUUGCUGUCAAGAAGUUUAAAUGGGCUCACAAUGAUAACGUGGGUCUGAGACUGGCGCUACGUGAAAUCCGCCUGCUAAAGAGCUUGGACCAUCCGCUCAUUAUAAAGCUGCAACGAGCAUUUUUCAGUCGUAACUGCAGGCUAUACGCCGUCUUUCCCUUCAUCGACGUGGGGUGUGCGCAAAGUGUCCUGAGCAAGACGUAUCCUCGCGGGAUGCCUCCUGUGUUGCUCAAGUCCUUUGCCUGGCAGCUCUGUCUGGCUCUCCGGUACCUCCACCAGCGGAAGAUACUACACAGAGACGUCAAGCCGGCGAACGUGCUGCUCUCUAGCGACGGAACAAUACGUCUAUGCGAUUUCGGCUUUGCGCGGCGGGUGCCGGGAGCUGAGCUGGACGCGCUGACGCCGUACGUCCAGACGCGUCCAUACCGUGCACCUGAAGUACUGCUCGGCCAUGAGUACGGAGCUCCCGCAGAUAUCUGGGCCCUGGGCGCCACCCUGGCUGAGAUGGCCCGGGGGGAGGUGCUCCUGCGGGGCACCUCUUCCUUGGACCAGCUGUGGCGCAUC